This is a messenger RNA of Symsagittifera roscoffensis, 789 nucleotides long. RefSeq lists its product as uncharacterized. NCBI's taxonomy places the organism in Eukaryota, Metazoa, Xenacoelomorpha, Acoela, Convolutidae. The record is from RefSeq and is a predicted model, not a curated record. Gene Ontology annotation, molecular function: nucleic acid binding; zinc ion binding. Bases 1 to 789 code for a protein of 262 amino acids. The transcript has a single exon.
AUGACACCAAAGACGCUUCAGGAAAAUCUAGCUACAUCAGACAAGGAUGAAUGCAAAUGUUGUGGAAAAAACUAUCGGAUCUACAGAUGCGACAUCUUCAAAAACCUGUCAAUCAAAAUCAGAUCUCAACUGAUCAAAGUGAAACAGUUGUGCUUCAACUGUUUUCGACCUGGACAUCAAAGUGAGGAUUGUUCUGGAUCUCGAUGCAAAGAAGGUGGACAGAAGCACAACACUCUUCAUCAUUGUGAGCAGAAAAAUGUUGUGAAAAAACCAGACACCGCAACACAGCAGACAUCAGCAAAGGUGAAGACAGAUGACAAAAAUUUUACCGGUGAGGCAACUCAUGAAAAAUCUCAGGACAAAUUUUUUCUACAAACUGCCAUCAUUCCACUCGAGAUUAAUGGAGAAUUAUUUCAUGUUCGAGGAGUACUGGAUUCAGCAUCACAGAACAAUCUGAUAACAGAAGCAGCUGCUCAACGUUUACAGGUACGCAGACGGAAGCAGACAACAAGGAUUUGCGGAGUUCGAGAAAACGAAGUUUGCGACAUCAAAGGACAAGUUCAUCUACUCAUCAGGCCCUCAGACAAUGAACCAAUCUCAAUAACAGCAUCAAUUCUUCAGAAGCUAACCAACAUUUUGCCUUCGAGACAAAUCAACAUCGACAAUUGGAAAACAGUGAAGGAAUUACAAUUGGCCGAUCCCAGACUCAAUGAUCCACAGGAAAUUGACACGAUCAUUGGAGCAGCUCACUACGAGAAUCUGAUGAUUGGAAACAAUAAAAACAAGUAA